Molecule: messenger RNA, 2181 nt
Organism: Microdochium trichocladiopsis
Lineage: Eukaryota; Fungi; Ascomycota; Sordariomycetes; Xylariales; Microdochiaceae
Exons: 4
Coding region: 37-1878 (613 amino acids)
Source: RefSeq, a predicted model, not a curated record
CCGACCGGCCUUCGUGGCCGACACCCAACUGCAGCCAUGGCCGCCACAUCCUACGAUGCGCUCGGCUGGUUCUAUAUCGGCUUCACCAUCGUCUGGUCACUCCUGCUCAUUGGCGGCAUGAGCUUCCUGUACUGCCAUCGCAAGCUUCCAUUCCUCCAGAUCCGCAAGCUCGGUCUCAUAUACUGUGCCGUCGUCCUCCUCCACCUGUACGCCAUCUCAUGCACUCUCGGCAUCACCUACGGCACCAUGGUGCCCUGCGAGGUCCAAUUCUGGGUCAUGAGCAUCUACCUGCCCUUCGGCAUGGCCCUGCUCCAGGCUGCAAACUCGCAGUUCCUUUACAUUGCCAGCCAGCAACGCCGCUUCGCAUCCUUGGGCAACCUCGCGGAGCAGGAGGUUUCAGACAAGUCGGCGCCCAUCAACCAGGCACUCCCUUGGUACAAGCGAGCCAUCGCCAAGUGCCGCAACGCAGACAAGCCGACGCGCGCCCUCAUCUACAUCGGUAUCGGCAUGGCCGUGCAGUUUCUUCUCACGUCAAUCGUCUUCUUUGGCUCUGAGAUGUUUCAUCCCGGAUUUGGCUUCUUCAAUGUCCAUGUUCCUGGCACUGAGAAGGAUCGUGCCGAGAUGUGCCUUACUGGAUGGGAGUGGUGGCUCUCCAUCGUCUGGCAGUUUUUCUGGACCUGGUUCUACGCUCCCUACCUGUUGUGGAAAACACGCAACAUCCAUGACACUCACGGCUGGCGAAUUCAGACAAUCGGUUGCUGCUUGUGCUUCCUGCCCGCCAGUCCCAUGUGGCUUGUAUCACUGUAUGCCCCGGCUAUGGCACCCGUCAAUGACAAGUUUGGCCCACCCAUGUGGUUUGCCUGCUCCAUCUUCAUUGCUGAGAUCCUCCUCAUCUUUGUGCCAUGCUGGAAGGUGCUCAAGACCCAUAGACUCCAGAAGGAGACUCUUGAUGCCAUCUCGUCGUGGGAGCAGAGGCACAAGACAGGUACCGUCGAGCCUGACAACAUGUCCGCCAGUAGUGCUGGCGUUGCAGGCACCACCCUCGCCGGCUCCAUUGCUGCCAGAAGCACCCACUCGAAGAGCUCUGCCACUUCCAAGAGCUCCCGGCGCAGCGACAUGUUGACCAUGGCCGGCCUCGAGAAUGCUCUCCGCAGCAACUCGCAGCCUCUUCUGGAAUUCGCUGCGCUCAAGGACUUCUCGGGGGAGAAUGUCAGCUUUCUCUCCCAUGUCGCCGACUGGAAGAGGUCGUUUGCCAGCUAUCCUGGUGGCGGAGCAAAUCACCGCGCAUCUCUAUGUGCAGACCCAGUCGCGCAGCGUCAGCGCCAGUUCAUCCGUGCUGUUCGCAUCUACUCUCACUUCAUUUCCCUUGAAUAUUCCGAAUUUCCCGUCAACAUCUCGUCCCGUGCUGCUAAGGAGCUCCACCACAUCUUUGACGAGGCUGCGCACACUUUGAACCGUCGCCGCAGCACGCAAUCCGACUCAGCCACGCCAUUCGAUGACUCUGCACACAUGCUUGCACGUUCCGGCACAGCAUCAUCUUCUUCUGCGGGUAGUUCUAGCACACGCACCGCUCACAACACCUUUGACCUGGAGGCAACUCUUGGUAAGGCGAAUCUUACAUCGGCGACACAGAUGCGGGACGACGACACCGAGCGUGUCAGCGGCGGAUUUGGCAUCACCGUGCCUGAUCAAUUCUCUCCGACGGUGCUUGAUGUUGCCGAGAAUGAGAUCAAAUACCUUGUUCUCACCAAUACAUGGCCCAAGUUCGUCGCUGCCGGUUUUGACAGCAUGAGCCGUGUCGAGGCGAAGCAAGACAAGGACUUCCUGCCCUCCCAACUGCGGAAACUCAUCUGUGGUGCCAGCGAUAGCUACGUAUGAGUCUUAGGGCGGUCUACAAACAUGUCACAGAGGUCGUUGAGGUUGUUGGCAUUCAGGAACAUACAUGGAGCUUUGUCUUUAAAAACAAUAUUCUGAUUUCCCAGCCGCCGCCUGCCGAGGUCCAAAGGUCCCAAAUAUCUGCUUUCAAGGUGUUCGGUCAUAUGAAGUUCAUACCCUUGAACAAUCCAUUCGCGAGAUAUACAUUCAUGCUCAUCCUCUCAUAGCUCAUAGUAAUUUUAUCCAUAAUUUCAGGUGUUGGCGCUCUCAAUGUCUGCCACGGGAAAUAACUCGGGUCGUGUGAAG